This is a messenger RNA of Darwinula stevensoni, 1305 nucleotides long. NCBI's taxonomy places the organism in Eukaryota, Metazoa, Arthropoda, Ostracoda, Podocopida, Darwinulidae. The record is from the annotation of a GenBank genome assembly.
AUGGCGGGCGGCGGCGGCUGCGACGGCCAGGUGCCGCUGGUGAACCUCCUCCUGUACAACUACCUUCUGUCGAACAUGGUGCAGGGUCUGACGGAUCAGCCGGUGACGCAGACGGCGCUGCCGCGUUCCGGACUCGCGGGGGCCAUACUUCAGGGCUCGGGCCUGCAGGGUCCCAUCCUUCAAGGACCGAUCCUCUCCACCUCGGUGGAGACGCUGACCCGACUCGUGACCGCGACCUCGACGACGACCAAGGAGCUGCCCAUCAUCUACAGGGGCGCCCGGAUCGUGACGACCAUCACUGGCACUCGCGUCGAAACCGAGACCAAGACGGAGUUGCGGACUCACACAUUCACGAUCACGCCGACUCCAGUGCAGACGACGAUCGUCCAGACGGAAGAACCGGACACGACUUUUGCCCCCGAGCCGAUCCGGCGAUCUCGGCCGUUUCGGACGCGACACAACUUCAGAGAUUCAUUUCUCGAGCCCGACCUUCAAGGCUCGGAAAAUUCUCCCGUGAUCGUGGACCCGUCUCCGACCCUGUCGGACGCACCGGACGACCCACCGGUCGACCCCACGGACCGAAAACCGUGGAAGCCGGAAAAAACGACGACGAUCGUGACGACAUCGUCUGUGUCGAACAAGUCCCAGCCGCAGCCGACGUCGGAUCCCACCUCGCCCGAAUUCGAGGAGGAUCCGGAGACGGGAGCCAUGACGGUGGCCGUGUCCGUGUCGCACAGCUCGAGUGUCAGCACUUCCUCGGGGUCCACGCUGCCCUUGGACCGGGUCAAGCGACACAGCGACAAGAAAUCCGAUUUUUUCAAGCUCUUCGAUAAGGAGCCUUUCUGGAAGCUCGGCGACGUCCGUCCCACCGACCCGAUGCUGGAGGAGCCACCCGACGCCUUCGACCCCUUCGGCGACUCCUCCUACUCCAGCCCCGUCGUGGAAGUGAAUCUCGACGGGGCGAUCCGCGACAACCCGCUGAAGAGGCUCGCAGAUGCCAUCGCCGGCGCGGUGGAGGGCGCGCUGCAUCCCGGCGGAUCCAAGCUCCUCCACGGCGACCCGCUCAAGGCGAUGAAGAAGAUGAUCCACGACUCGGUGGAGGAGGUGAUCCGCAAGGAUCCCAUCGCCGGGGACGCAAUCGACAAACUCCAGCGGGAGAAGGCGAGCAUGGAAAACGAGCUGAAGAGGAAUCUCUGCACGCCCGAGACGGUCAUUCGAGUCGUGACGAGCACCGUCUAUCUCCCGUCCACAUUGAAUUUGUGCCCCUACCCCGAUAGGAAUGCUUCUAUCAAUUGCACGUACUGA